Balaenoptera ricei (Rice's whale) is the source of this 4624-nucleotide messenger RNA. RefSeq names its product phosphoribosyl pyrophosphate amidotransferase (gene PPAT). The transcript has 11 exons. Gene Ontology annotation, biological process: purine nucleobase biosynthetic process; purine nucleotide biosynthetic process. NCBI's taxonomy places the organism in Eukaryota, Metazoa, Chordata, Mammalia, Artiodactyla, Balaenopteridae. The coding region runs from base 153 to 1775 and encodes 540 amino acids. Gene Ontology annotation, molecular function: amidophosphoribosyltransferase activity. The record is from RefSeq and is a predicted model, not a curated record.
ACGCGCCGCCGCAGUAGCGAGGGUCGAGCAGCUGGUUAGGAAGCGGCCGCAGCUGGCCCGAGCUUCUGAGGCUCACAGGCCGAACGAACAACUGGUUGGUGCUUAGACCCCUGCCGCAGCGGCGGGUCCCUCCACGUGCUUUCGGCGGCGACAUGGAGCUGGAGGAGUUGGGGAUCCGAGAGGAAUGUGGCGUGUUCGGAUGCAUCGCCUCAGGAGAGUGGCCCACGCAGCUAGAUGUGCCGCAUGUGAUCACUCUGGGACUCGUGGGGCUGCAGCACCGGGGUCAAGAGAGUGCUGGUAUUGUGACCAGUGAUGGGAAUUCGAUACCAACAUUCAAAACACACAAGGGAAUGGGUCUUGUAAAUCACGUCUUUACUGAAGACAAUUUGAAGAAAUUAUAUACUUCAAAUCUUGGAAUUGGACACACGAGGUACGCCACUACAGGAAACUGUGAAUUAGAAAAUUGCCAGCCCUUUGUUGUUGAAACACUUCAUGGGAAAAUAGCUGUGGCACAUAAUGGUGAAUUGGUAAAUGCUGCUCGCUUAAGGAAAAAGCUUCUGCGUCAUGGUAUUGGUCUGUCAACAAGUUCUGAUAGCGAAAUGAUCACCCAGUUACUGGCGUAUACCCCUCCUCAGGAACAAGAUGACACCCCAGACUGGGUGGCAAGGAUUAAAAACUUAAUGAAGGAAGCACCCACGGCAUACUCGCUGAUUAUAAUGCACAGAGAUGUGAUUUAUGCAGUACGAGAUCCUUAUGGAAAUCGUCCUCUGUGCAUUGGUCGUCUUAUUCCUGUAUCUGAUAUAAAUGAUAAAGAAAAAAAAUCUUCAGAAACAGAAGGAUGGGUGGUGUCCUCAGAAUCUUGUAGCUUUUUAUCUAUUGGUGCAAGAUAUUACCGUGAAAUCUUGCCUGGAGAAAUUGUGGAAAUAUCCAGACAUAAUGUCCAAACUCUUGAUAUUAUACCAAGGUCUGAAGGAAACCCAAUGGCUUUCUGUAUCUUUGAAUAUGUUUAUUUUGCAAGACCAGAUAGUAUAUUUGAAGACCAAAUGGUUUACACAGUAAGAUACCGUUGUGGUCUGCAGCUGGCAAUUGAAGCCCCUGUGGAUGCGGAUUUAGUUAGCACUGUCCCGGAAUCUGCUACGCCUGCUGCCCUUGGUUACGCAGCAAAGUGUGGGCUUCCAUAUGUGGAGGUGCUAUGUAAAAACCGGUAUGUAGGAAGAACAUUCAUUCAGCCAAACAUGAGGUUAAGACAACUUGGUGUUGCGAAAAAAUUUGGAGUAUUGUCGGACAACUUUAAAGGCAAAAGAAUUGUUCUUGUAGAUGAUUCAAUUGUGAGAGGCAAUACCAUUUCACCCAUAAUCAAAUUGCUCAAAGAAUCUGGUGCAAAAGAGGUACACAUUCGCGUAGCUUCACCACCAAUUAGAUAUCCAUGCUUCAUGGGAAUAAACAUACCAACAAAAGAAGAGCUUAUUGCCAAUAAACCAGAAUUUGAGCAUAUCUCAGAUCAUCUAGGAGCAAACAGUGUUGUGUAUCUGUCAGUAGAAGGACUGGUUUCAUCUGUACAAGAAGGGAUAACAUUUAAAAAACGGAAAGUGAAAAGGCAAGAUAUUAUGGUUCAAGAAAAUGGGAAUGGUCUGGAAUGUUUUGAAAAGAACGGUCAUUGUACAAAGGAAGAUGUUAUGGUUCAAGAAAAUGGGAAUGGUCUGGAAUGUCUUGAAAAGAACCAUCAUUGUACAGCUUGUCUGACUGGAAAAUACCCUGUGGAACUGGAAUGGUAGCUGCUAGGGGCAGACACGAUGUUUCAAAACACAAAGUUAGUGGAGAAGUUAUAGUGGUUACACCUCCAUUUACUGUUACUCGGUACAGUGUGAAAUGCCACAUGCUUGUGUUAUGUUUUGAGAUUUUUUUCUGAAAAGGGUACCAAAGUGCUAUGAUUUCUUUAGUAAUCCUAGAUAAAUAUUUUGGUAUUAUCUAGGAACUUGGAUGAUCCUUUCAGUUUUAUUUAGUAGUUUAGUACUUUUCUUUUUAGAAAUCGUAUACAUUUAACUUCAGAUCAUCAACAGUAAUGCAAUGAAUCGGUAAAUUUCUGUUUAAGAGAGGAUUGCCAGGUACUCUACUCUCCCACAUGUUCUUAGAGAAUUUUGUGGAAUGUUUGAGAGUUAUGGAAAUUCAGUUAUGGAAUAUUUUCAUAAUUGAACCUUGCUAAUUACAUAUAAUACAACAAUAUGUGGUAUUCUUUUUUUUCGCUCAAGCGUUGGCUAGCCUUUUUCACCUGGUCAGAGAAGGCAGGUGGUCAGUGGCAUUUGCCAGGUCCAUGCUUUAAAGAGUUUGCAAGAGGUUAGACUAAGGUGUUGUGAUGCAAACAGGACAUGUGAGUUAAGUAUAACAUUUCAUGAAAACCUUGAAUCCAUUAUACCCCAAAGUUAUCUAGUAUCAAGAGUUAUCUUUAAAAAAAACAAAAAACAGAAGAAGCACCUUUUUGUGCCUCACUUUCCCCACCUGUGCAAUGAGGUGCUUAUAUUACUAAAUUAAAUAACUAGCAGCAGUUAUUUUGGUGGUUAGAGCCAUCAUUCCACCCCUCAGUUUUAAGACAGUGCAUGAUUAUUAGCUUUUGAAAUGUUGGCCGUUGGUCUGCAAUCGAGAUUUCAAGAGGGAGACAUACAGCAGUAAUUUGCAACCUAUCUUUGAGAUGCUCUGAGAAUGACUGUAAAAAACAUGGCUGUGCAAAAUAUUUUCCUACAUUUGACCAGAAAGUAUGAUCCAUACUACUUAGUGCCCUUAUAGUAGAAGCCCAGCAAGUAACCUGGUACAUUUGAAGUAAAAAAUAAUUUUUUAGAUUCUAACAAACCUUUUACCCUUAAUUUGAUUAUAUGCUUUUUUAAUGAAGUGCUUGAUCACUUGCAAAUAUACUGUGUAUGCAAUGAGAUGAUCAAGUAGAAACAUUGUAGGGGCCAAUUUUAAGGAACAAGGAGACAACAACUUUUUUCAAUUAGCAUGCUCGUCUAAUUCCGAGCAUCAACGUAUCACUUUUUCUACUUUGUUUUAUUGGGAUCUAAUGAAUUAGAUUUUUUUAAAGGUUUUUGUUUGUUUGUUUGUUUUUUAACAUCUGAGAUUUAAAACUUUAAAAUGACUUGCCCUGAACCCUUGUUUAUGUAAGAUUUUUAAAACAUAAAAGUGUUUGUUUCUGUGUUAUUACCAUGAUUUGGUGUACAUAGUGUCCAAAUCCACCUAGAAUUGUAAUAUUUAUUAAUAACCAUAAUCUUUUGUCUUCAUUUGGUAUUUAGUCUCAUGUGUUGUAUCAUGGCAGGCCAAGAGAAAAUGCUGACAGCUCUUAAAGCCCAUGUGCAGCGGGCAGCAGUGGGUCAGAUAACCCUGUGGUGGUAACACAAGCAAACUGGCAUCUGAAUAAAGCCCUGGGACCAUUUAUGUGUAUAGCCUCUUGCCUUAAAUGUAUUCCUCAUGGCAGCAUAUGGAGGAGGCAAGACCUUAUGGGUCAGUUUUGAACCAGCCUUACUUACUUUGAUUUUUUUAAAAACAAGAGACUCAGGGAAAGUACUAAACCAAAAUCUCUGAUUUGACUUUUGUGUUUUCCAUAGUUUUUAUUUUGUUUUAUUGAGAUGCUUUUAUAAAGGAAAAUGGUACUGUGACAGUUUGGUAAUUCUACAAAUUUCUUACUCUUUCUCCAUCAUGGCCUUUUAUUUCACAAGUUUCUGAAGUGUGAAUUACAAUUUUAUACCAGUGUAAUCUCAAAUGUUGUUUAACUGCUUUAAAUUUAUAUAGGUAUUGUAAACUGCAGAGCAAAUGAGAAAUGUGUUUUCACAGGAUCUAUAUUGUGUACUAAACUAAGCCUACUUUUUGUGACUUCCUUGUGAUGUGCUGGUGACAAAUAUAUGUAAUGAGUACAUUUAAAUAUGCGUGUGUACUUUUUCUAAAUAGUGACUUUUAGGUAGUGCAUUAUGGUGAACAGCACAGUGACAGUCACAUCCAGGAUCCAUUCUUGGCACCAGCUAGUCAUAUCUUAUUUCUCUGGUUCAGGCAUUUCAGUAAAUAGACCAUCUCUGAUGAGCCAGGCAAAACUACUGGCUGAGUAGGAGGGACAAAUAAAAUAAUUAGAAAUGCAGUGCUAAGUAAGCACUAUGUUAGUGCCAAGUUGUGUGGAAACACUAGCAAGAAUAGGGAAGGUGUCACAGAAGAGGAGGCUUAGAUUCCCAAACUGCGUGUGUGUGUUGGGGAGGAGUACUUUUUAAAAUAAAAAUAAAGUAGGUACAUGAAUAAACUGUGGUACAUCCAGACAAUGGAAUAUUAUUCAGUCCUGAGAAGAAAUGAGCUGUCAAGCCGUGAAAAGAUGUGGAGGGAACUUAAAUGGAUAUUACAAAGUGAAAGAAGCCUAUCUGAAAAGAGUACAUACUGUAUGAUUCCAACUAUAUGACAUUCUGGAAAAGGCAAAACUAUGGAGAGAAUAAAAAAGAUCAGUGGUUGCCAGGAGCUGGUGGGGAGAGAGGGAUGAAUAGGUGAAGCACAGGGGAUUUUUAGGAUAGUGAAACUAUUUUGUAUGUUACUAUGAUGGUGGAUACAUGUCAUUAUAUAUUUGUCCAAAUCUGUAGAAUGUAUGACACCAAGAAUAAAC